GUGCGCGAGUACGAGCGCGUGCGAGAGGCGGACGGGGCAUGGGACGAUCGGGACGCGGAGAUUUUUCGACUUGACGUGCGCGAAUUGGAAGUUUUCUCUCCUCCACGCUCUCGCGGGAUGAGUGAUCGCGCGACGAUGGCGACGUCGACGAGCAGUAGUAUGUACCGGCUGCCACCGGUGUUCGUCCUACCCGCGGACUUUCCGCACUCGAGCUCCAUGCACAGGAUACGAAAUAUGCACGAGGACACCCGCGCCCGGCCCUGCCAUCGCGACGAUGCCGCCAACACCGAAGAAGCCAAGAUGCCCGACGACGCCGUUGAAUCGCAGGUUAUCCGCCUUCUGCAGGCGUCUUUGCCGGAAUACGAGGCGCUGGAAGCUAGGCAAGAGAGAAUUCUUAGCCAACUGGCGGAACUCAAAAAGCAAGUUUCUACACUGUGCCAUUUCUUGAAACAGCCUAAUCAUGUGGAGGGUGCGAAAAAUAUUGCACCAGUUCAGAAACCAGUUGUCGUCAAACUAGUGGUGCACGCAAAUCCGAGAAAGCCGCCGUAUUCGAUACUCGCUUUGCAGAAACUUUGGAGAGACACAAACAUUGAAGUGACAUCGUAUACUCAUUCUACUUUGAAGGACCAAAUAUCUAUAGUUUUUCCUAAAACUGUUAGAUCCUCUAUAAAUGUCAUAGAAUUGACAUUGAUAUGGAAAGAAGUCUCGGACAUGGAAACCGUCGUAAACAUGCGCUCCUGUCCCAUAAGAGGCGAAGUCAAUUUCCUUAGAUUAGUGAGUAGGUUGAUAGAGUCGCGCAAUUACGAGAGCACGUGCUCGCAACCGCAGACACUAGACUUCGCGCUUGACUUCGCCAAUUUCUUACACAGUCAAAAGUGUAUAAAUGAGGGAUUGAUUGCACUAGCCGAUGAAUUUGACAAAUGGUCCUGCAAGGGUGGAUUCAAUAUUGUAGACAUUGCAGUGUGGUCUCUAAUUAAACAAUUCAACAAGACCGACCUACCGCCGGUUCUUCGCAACUGGUUCGCACAAUGCGAGAGUGCUUUUAUAGAGAAAACUGACCGACUGAUAAGUCAUGAUAAAUAAGUUAUUUCUCCUUUGUAAAAAAAACUUUGAUAUGUUAAUUAUUAAAUGGAUAUGAAUAUAUAUUGUUUUCCAUUCAUAAAA
This is a messenger RNA of Wasmannia auropunctata (little fire ant), 1164 nucleotides long. Its product is annotated as aminoacyl tRNA synthase complex-interacting multifunctional protein 2-like. Bases 118 to 1083 code for a protein of 321 amino acids. The transcript is spliced from 4 exons. The record is from RefSeq and is a predicted model, not a curated record. Lineage: Eukaryota; Metazoa; Arthropoda; Insecta; Hymenoptera; Formicidae. Gene Ontology annotation, cellular component: aminoacyl-tRNA synthetase multienzyme complex.